Molecule: messenger RNA, 1284 nt
Organism: Dufourea novaeangliae
Lineage: Eukaryota; Metazoa; Arthropoda; Insecta; Hymenoptera; Halictidae
Exons: 9
Coding region: 1-1284 (427 amino acids)
Biological process (GO): interstrand cross-link repair
Cellular component (GO): Fanconi anaemia nuclear complex
Source: RefSeq, a predicted model, not a curated record
AUGAAUAAAAAAAAUGUUUUGAAAGAUUAUGUAUUAUCACAGUAUUCUCUGGAGAAGAUAAAAUUGAUUAAAGAAAAAUUGAAAAAAGACACAAAUGAGGCUGAUCCUUUGUGGACCUGUAUAAUGGGAAAGGAGGAAGAAGAAAUAUGUCUAAGUGAAAAUGAAAGUACAGACAAAAAUGAUGAAAGUGACAAUGAUAGUUCAUCCAGAUUGCACGAUUACAUUCAGCAACCAUCUACUCAAUUUUAUUUUACUCAAUUUGAAAAAGAUUUGAACACAGAAGUUAAACAAACAUCUCUAGAAACAUGUGAUAUUGUGGAGUGUCUUGUUGAAGGUUUAGAGCAUACUAAUGGAAAAUUGGAUUUAAGUAUACUAGAAAAUUUAAAGGAUGAAGAAUUUGUGGAUAUAGUCUGUGACUUAGAAAAAAAAUUAAACAUAACAGGUACCUAUAAUCUAUGCUGCUCUUUGAAUAAUAUGACUUCAGAACAAAGAAUGAAAUACACAACUGUCUUUCAUACCUAUUUAUUGUUACCGAAGAUAAUUGCUAUAGAAGAACCUUCAAAAAUGUUAUUAUCUGUUAUCACAGAAAGUGUACAAAAAUUUCCAGAUGACAUACAAAAAUUAAUUUUUAUCCCCCUGUUAAAUGUUGAUUUAAAAGACACAACAAUUGUCAAUGCUAUAGUGAAUGCUUUUGAACCACAAAGAAACCCUGCUCUCAUUAUGGAAUGUUUAUCUUAUAUAAAAGAACUUAAGUCAUGGCACCUUCCUAUUCUACAAAAUCUUAUGACUGUUAAAACAGAUACUGUUACAAAUGAAAAAUUCAUACGUAUGUUAUCUGAAAAAGCAUAUGACUUUUCAACAGAUAAAAAUUUUGGAAAAUUAGUGUUAUUAUUCAUAAAGACGAAUCUAAAUUUUUCAGAACAACAGAAGCUUUUAUUGUGGGAAAUAACUAAUAUAAAUCAAACAUUUUUUAAAAGACCUAUAGAAAAUAUCUUGAAGGAGGACCGGCUGGAACAACACACCGAAACAUUGGUGAAACAUGGUAAUUUGUUGCAACAAAUAGAGGAUAUUCAUCAGGUGCUGUAUAAACGACCGUUGCAGAGGAUGUCCUCGGGCGAAGCUCCACCAGCCAAGACUAUUCCUAGAGUCUUAGACGGAGCCCUUCUGUCAUCGGAAAUCAUCAUACGAAGACAUUUCUUCAUUCUGAUGAUCACAUAUGAUGAGGUCACUCUUCAUGUGAACUUCAUACGAAGAUUUCUCUUAUUUAAUAUGAAGUUCAUGUGA